Messenger RNA from Talaromyces amestolkiae, 1095 nucleotides. RefSeq lists its product as uncharacterized. The transcript is spliced from 3 exons. The record is from RefSeq and is a predicted model, not a curated record. Bases 1 to 1095 code for a protein of 364 amino acids. NCBI's taxonomy places the organism in Eukaryota, Fungi, Ascomycota, Eurotiomycetes, Eurotiales, Trichocomaceae.
AUGUUGCCCUCACUCCGUCCACGUUCAACGGCCAUACUCAGAGCAAUCCCAUCUCUUACACCGCCGAGCGUGAGACCAGCAAUAGCAACAACACGACAACUCUCAACACCUCCCCACACUCAAGCUCCAGAGUCUAAACAGAACCCUACAAUUCUCCUGCAAGACAAGCAGAAUGGCUUCGGGUUUGCGCGUUCGAAUCCGCGGCCCAAGAAGCCGCGGAUGAAGGGUGUUACGGAGAUUCGGGGGCCUUAUUACAGUGUAUUGCCUUCCCUUUUGCAUCUUUCUAUCCCUGAGUUGCUGUAUGCGGUGAGGCUCAUGAUGGGGGACAGGUUAUGGGAAAGCGGUAUCUGGCUGAUGUACUCGAGACGCUCAUUCUCGCUCUUCCCCGAAAAACAGCUCCGAGAAUUAAUGGACCUUGCACAUGAGCAUGGCGUAUACGUCUCCACUGGCGGAUGGGCAGAACACCUCCUCACUCACGCGGAUACAGGGUCCAUCUUCGAAAAAUACCUCCUCAAAUGCAAAGAUCUCGGGUUCUCUCUCCUUCCCUUUCCCCCAAUCUUCCCCCAAUCAACAAUAUCUAUACUAACAAGAAUUAGAUUCGACGUGAUCGAACUCUCCUCUGGCUUUCUCUCCUUCCCCUCCUCAGACUGGCUCCGCCUCAUCGAUACCGUGCACUCGCACAACCUAAUCGCCAAACCCGAACUAGGGAUCCAAUUCGGUGCUGGCGGCGACACAUCCGCCUCCGAACUCUCUGCAAUCGGCACCUCUGACCCCGGAAAACUCAUAAACCUCGGCCGGCAAUUCCUGGACGCUGGCGUCGAAAGGCUAAUGAUCGAAUCCGAGGGAAUCACCGAAAAUGUAAAAGCGUGGAGGACGGAUGUAGUCAGCACGAUCAUGAAGGAGUUACCCAUGGAGCGAGUCAUGUUUGAGGCCGCAGAUCCGAAAGUUUAUAAUUGGUAUGUGAGGGAGUUUGGGGUUGAUGUUAAUCUGUUUGUGGACCAUGCGCAGAUUGUGCAGCUGGAGUGUUUAAGGAGGGGGAUAUGGGGGAUGGCAGAUACGUUUGGGAAGGUUGUUUCGUAUAGGCCAACGGAGUAG